This is a messenger RNA of Nicotiana attenuata, 1067 nucleotides long. RefSeq names its product floral homeotic protein DEFICIENS-like. Gene Ontology annotation, biological process: positive regulation of transcription by RNA polymerase II. NCBI's taxonomy places the organism in Eukaryota, Viridiplantae, Streptophyta, Magnoliopsida, Solanales, Solanaceae. Gene Ontology annotation, cellular component: nucleus. The transcript is spliced from 7 exons. Gene Ontology annotation, molecular function: protein dimerization activity; DNA-binding transcription factor activity, RNA polymerase II-specific; RNA polymerase II cis-regulatory region sequence-specific DNA binding. The record is from RefSeq and is a predicted model, not a curated record. Bases 105 to 782 code for a protein of 225 amino acids.
UAACUCUCGUUUUCUGUUUCUUCUUUAACUUCAUCACAGGACAGACAGAUCAUGAGGCUAGCUACUUUCUGUGUUUCUUUCAUUACAGAAGAGAAGAAGAGAUCAUGGGUCGUGGAAAGAUUGAGAUAAAGAAGAUAGAGAAUUCAACAAACAGGCAAGUCACUUACUCCAAGAGAAGAAAUGGUAUUAUCAAGAAAGCUAAAGAGCUUACUGUUCUUUGUGAUGCUAAGAUCUCACUCCUCAUGCUCUCCAGCACCAGGAAAUUCCAUGAAUACACCAGCCCCAACACUACGCAAAAAAAGAUGAUUGAUCAAUAUCAGAGGACACUUGGGGUUGAUAUUUGGAGCCCUCACUACGAGAAAAUGCAAGAAAACUUGAAGAGAUUGAAAGAGAUCAAUAACAAGCUAAGAAGAGAGAUAAGGCAGAGAACAGGGGAAGACAUGAGCGGCCUCAAUUUGCAGGAGUUGUGCCUCUUGCAGGAAAACAUCUCCGAAUCUCUAGCUGAGAUACGUGAAAGAAAGUACCACGUGAUCAAGACUCAAACAGAUACCUUCAGGAAGAAGGUGAAGAACUUAGAAGAGCAACAUGGAAACCUCGUGCUUGAUUUGGAAACAAAAAGUGAAGAUCCAAAGUAUGGUGUAGUGGAAAAUGAGGGACAGUACAACUCAGCUAUGGCAUUUGCCAAUGGAGUACACAACCUCUAUGCUUUUCGCCUACAAUCGUUGCAUCCCAAUCUUCAAAAUGGAGGAGAAUAUGGUUCUCGUAAUCUACGCCUUGCUUGAAGGCAGCCAUUUAGCAAUGGGGUUAAUUAACCUAUUAAUGUUGGAUAUUACAAUUAUUCCAACUAACUUCCCAAAUAAUAUGUUAUUACUCAAAAAAAGUUAACUAUUCCAAGCUGCAACGACUACUUUAUCUAAUUAGGUUUUGCGUUGAGCCUGGAUUUGAUUGCUCUCCUAAUUGUCUAUAGCACUUUAGUAUUCUAGUUAGGAGUUUCGACUCCACUAUGUGUGAUGCCAAAUUAAGAAGAUGAAUUAUGAUAUAUCUUGAAUGAAUGUUCAAUUCUGCGA